This is a messenger RNA of Vidua macroura (Pin-tailed whydah), 1262 nucleotides long. It is a transcript of the gene CUTA, whose product is annotated as cutA divalent cation tolerance homolog. Bases 42 to 530 code for a protein of 162 amino acids. The record is from RefSeq and is a predicted model, not a curated record. The transcript is spliced from 6 exons. NCBI's taxonomy places the organism in Eukaryota, Metazoa, Chordata, Aves, Passeriformes, Viduidae. Gene Ontology annotation, biological process: response to metal ion. Gene Ontology annotation, molecular function: copper ion binding.
CGCUCCCGGCUCGGGCACAGCAGGUGGAGGGGCCGCCGGACAUGGAGGGGCUGAGCCAGCGCUGCCCGCUGCCCCCCGCUGCCCAGGGCUGCCCCCGGCCCGGCCGCGGCACCGCGCUGCUGGUGCUGACGCUGCUGGUGCUCACGUACCCCCUGCUCUGGGGGCUGGCUCUGCAGCUGCACUCCGCUGUCACCGGCAGCUACGUCCCAGGGACACACUCCAUCGCCUUCGUCAGCUGCCUCAACGAGCAGAUCGCCAGGGACAUCGCCAGGGCCAUCAUGGAUAAGAGACUGGCUGCCUACGUGAACAUCCUGCCCAAGAGCUCAGCCUUGUAUUUCUGGAAAGGGGAACUGGAAGAAUCCACUGAAAUACUGCUGUUGGUGAAAACAAGGACGUCCAAAAUAGGGGAAUUGUCCAACUACGUCAGAUCCAUCCAUCCCUUUGAAAUGCCCGAAAUCAUCAGCCUGCCUAUUGACCAAGGAAACCCUGUCUACCUCAAAUGGAUAGAGGAGACCGUCCCACGGGACUGAGAAGCGCCGAGUGCAGCUCGUUUUUGGGGAGACCGGGACGCUGCUGAGCCGCGCGGAGGCAGCUUUUAUCUUCUCGGGUUUGCUGUGACACAGGAGCUUGGGAUCGGGAGCCCUCCGCUCCUCGGCCUGCCCCGGGAGCGCUGAGCAGCCCGGAGCCGGCUCAGGCUGAGCUGGGGAAGGGCCGCCAGCACCGAAACCGUGGAUGAGGAUACGCGGAGAUGUCCCUGUCAGGACACUCGGAGCUGCCUCGGGCUGUCAGCAGCGAAUUCCAGCUGGCAGCCGUGGCCUGGCAGCCCCUGCGGUGCCGUGUGUCCCCACAGCCAGCCCUGACCCCUGCCUGGCCCCCCAGGCGCUGGCAGCCCCCUGCCCCGCUCCCCCCGAGCCGGGGGCCGUAGGAUAGGGCAGGAUGUGCCCGUGCCGCCCCCCCGCCUCCCCUGGCGGCUGCUGGAGCCCUGCAGAGCCCCGGGAAGCAGCAAACGCCGCAAGGAUUUAGCUCUCCCUGCCACGGAGAGCUCGGCAAGAGCCACGGCCAGCUCAGGGAGCCCAGGUGCCAGCAGGACCACGGCACUGCCCUGGCCCUGUGACCUACCCCCGCCUGAGCUGGGGCUUUGUGCCUAAGCCAAGCUGAACUUUGUAAAAGGAUUCUCAUGUUAAUGGUUUCUGGGACAUAAGUUAGGGAAUAUUUUCGGGUUAUUUAUGUGACUGGGAAGGGAAUAAACAAGAGUUUCUUAC